This is a messenger RNA of Ylistrum balloti, 663 nucleotides long. Its product is annotated as transmembrane protein 179B-like. The record is from RefSeq and is a predicted model, not a curated record. The transcript is spliced from 5 exons. The coding region runs from base 1 to 663 and encodes 220 amino acids. Lineage: Eukaryota; Metazoa; Mollusca; Bivalvia; Pectinida; Pectinidae.
AUGGCGAUGGUUGAUCUCCAUCUACUAGCACAAACAGUCGUGUACUGCUGUACACUAAUCUGUGGGUUUUUUGUGUCCAUCCCUGUCGGUUUGACAAACAAAAAUUUUGAUGGAAUGUGCAUGCUGUAUGGAGAUUUUUCAUUGAAGUCUAACCAUGAAUUGAUGAUGAAAUCCAGUGACCACCUCAACUGUAACUUCUCGAUCUAUCUUAACGUCCUGGGCAGUAUUUUCUACUCUCUAUUCCUUCUGGCUUACAACGCUUACGCACUCCACAAAUCCAGAUCAAAUGGCAAUGUUGGGUUUGAAAUGUGGGUGUUGCCAUUCAUCCUGCUGAACGCAGUCAUGACAAUCAUGAUUCUGGUGUCGUCCUGUAUCGUCACUGUAGGACUCAACGAAUUCUGUAGCGGGAUCACUCAAUCCAUAUUCUACUCCAGUUGUAUUGAUGCCCAAAACAAAGAAUGGAUCAACGUCAACACUGGUGAAAUGUUCAAUGUUGGAAACUUCUACGAACUUCUAACCGUGGCAAAGCUUGCCUCUUGGGUGUCCUUCAUGCUCUGGAUAGGACAGGUGGCUCUGGGUAUCCUACGAUUUUUCAGAAACAGGGCAUACAGAACACGGAGUUCUGAUAGAGAUCGUUUCAGUGACAUUAAUCCAUCUGCAUAA